Messenger RNA from Solanum stenotomum, 1191 nucleotides. RefSeq lists its product as uncharacterized. Gene Ontology annotation, molecular function: catalytic activity. The coding region runs from base 1 to 1191 and encodes 396 amino acids. The record is from RefSeq and is a predicted model, not a curated record. The transcript has a single exon. Lineage: Eukaryota; Viridiplantae; Streptophyta; Magnoliopsida; Solanales; Solanaceae.
AUGAAUGGAAGAAUUUGGGUGAUAUGGGAUGAAAAUUGGUAUGAGACCAACAUAAUUAGGUGUACUGCCCAAAUAGUGCACUGCCUGAUCAAGGACAGAACCAAAGGCCAUCAGAUUGUGCUCACUAUGAUCUAUGGAUAUAAUACAAUAGAGCAGAGGAAAGAGAUGUGGUUAGAGUUGAACACCUUGGCACAAGGGAUUACUCAACCUUGGCUCAUUACAGGGGAUUUUAAUGCUCUACUCACCCCACAAGAUAGAUUAGCUGGAGCAAAUGUGAGUCUCAAUGAAGUGAAGGAUUUUGCAGAUUGUGUUAAAGAUAUUGGUGUCACUGAAUUACAAUGGCAGGUGCACUACUAUUCUUGGACUAACAAACAACAUGCCACUGAUAGGAUUUCCAAUAGGAUUGAUAGAGUGUUUGGGAAUUAUGAAUGGAUGGAGAAAUGGGGACAUGUUACUACUGAGUAUGGGAAUCCAAGUAUAUCAGAUCAUUGUCCUAUGCAGCUCACAAUGCAAAUAACUCAGCACAAUGUAAAGGUAAAAUUCAAGUUCUUUAAUGUAUGGACUGAACAUGACUCCUUCAUGAGUUUAGUGGAGAGUGUAUGGAAGCAAGAUUAUGGUAAGGGUAGCAUGAAGAAGGUGUGGUGCAAAUUAAUAGCUCUUCAGUCUGCUUUAAGGCAACUUAAUAACAAGGAAUUCAAAUAUAUUAGCCAGCAGAUUGAGAAGGCUAGAUAUGAGCUUAGUAGAAUCCAAGAAGAACUGUUUGAUCAAGCCACUGGUGAUUUAGUUGAGCAAGAAAAAGAGAUCAUGAUGAAGCUGGAGAAAUGGUCGAUAAUAGAGGAGAGUGCACUAAGACAGAAAUCAAGGACAAGAUGGAUCCAACUGGGGGAUGCUAACAACAAAUACUUCAGUGCAAUCAUAAAGGAGAGAACUCAAAAGAAGCAAAUCAGAUGUAUCACAUCACUCACUGGACAGGUGAUGUAUGAACCACAAGAUAUCCAAAAUGAAUUUGUACAAUUCUAUAAAGGACUUAUGGGAUCCUCAGUCACUACACUACCAGCUAUAGAUGUCCAGGUGAUGAAGAGAGGACCCACACUGUCGAGGCAACAAAGGAUAGAUUUAUGUGCUGAUAUAACUGAAGAAGAGAUUACAACAGGGUUGCAAUCCAUUGGGAAUGACAAAGCCCCCGUAUAG